Ricinus communis (castor bean) is the source of this 2966-nucleotide messenger RNA. Its product is annotated as ATP-dependent Clp protease proteolytic subunit. Gene Ontology annotation, cellular component: endopeptidase Clp complex. The coding region runs from base 549 to 1139 and encodes 196 amino acids. Gene Ontology annotation, biological process: protein quality control for misfolded or incompletely synthesized proteins. NCBI's taxonomy places the organism in Eukaryota, Viridiplantae, Streptophyta, Magnoliopsida, Malpighiales, Euphorbiaceae. The record is from RefSeq and is a predicted model, not a curated record. Gene Ontology annotation, molecular function: serine-type endopeptidase activity; ATPase binding; ATP-dependent peptidase activity. The transcript is spliced from 3 exons.
UGGAAAUACCCCUUUAUUAACGAAAAAUAGACACUAUGUAACUUUAUUGCACUGGAAAAACUAUGUUAUGGAUCUCUCCUUUUAAGUAGAUUAUCUCGGAGAAAGAAUUAAUAUUUUUUUCUAUUCUUUUUCUUUUUUAUUUUAGUAAUAAUGUAACAAUUCCGUUUGUAGGAACAAAGAAAAGAGAACCAGAUCUAUUCUAUACCCGAUAAGUACCAAUACGCAAUGGGGGGUUGACUCUAUUUUAUAUGAGCGAAUGCAUAGAGAUUUGUUCAUCAUUCAAAGUACCUAUUCGUAAGAAUUGAACUCUAUUGGUUUUGUCUUCCCUUUUUUUUUUAUUUUAUAUAUAUAUUUUUAUAUAUAUAUUUAUAUAUUAUAUAUAUAUAAAUAUAUUAAAUAUAUAAAUAUAAACUUAUCGAAUCCAUGUAUAAAAUAUUAUAAAGGUUAUUAUUAUUAAGACAAUAAAUUCAUUGUUAUAAGACAAUAAAUUCAUUGUUACGUUUUCACAUCAAAGUGAAAUAGAGUACUGAAAAUUUUUCUGUCAUUUAAUGCCUAUUGGUGUUCCAAAAGUCCCUUUUCGAAAUCCUGGGGAAGACGAUUCCAUUUGGAUUGACGUAUACAACCGACUUUAUCGAGAAAGAUUACUUUUUUUAGGUCAAGAUGUUGAUAGCGAGAUCUCGAAUCAACUUAUUGGUCUUAUGGUAUAUCUCAGUAUAGAGAGCGAGACUAAAGAUUUGUAUUUGUUUAUAAACUCUCCUGGGGGAUGGGUAAUACCCGGAAUAGCUAUUUAUGAUACUAUGCAAUUUGUGCGACCAGAUGUACAAACAGUAUGCAUGGGAUUAGCUGCUUCAAUGGCAUCUUUUAUCCUAGUUGGAGGAAAAAUUACCAAACGUUUAGCAUUCCCUCAUGCUUGGGUAAUGAUUCAUCAACCUAUUGCUGGUUUUUAUGAGGCCCAAAUAGGAGAAUUUGUCCUGGAAGCAGAAGAACUACUGAAACUGCGCGAAAUCCUCACAAGGAUUUAUGCACAAAGAACGGGAAAACCUUUAUGGGUUGUAUCCGAAGACAUGGAAAGAGAUGUUUUUAUGUCAGCAGCAGAAGCCCAAGCUCAUGGAAUUGUUGAUCUUGUAGCAGUUGCAUAAGAAAUAGCAGAAAUUUCACGCAAAUCACGAUUGAAUAUUUUUUUUCUUACCGGACUUUCAAUUUCAAUUAAAUAUUCUUUAAUAUUCUAUUAAUUAUUUAAUAAUUAUUUAAUAAUAGAAUAUUAAUAAUAAUAAUAGAAUAUUAAUAUAGAAAAAAUUCAUAAUCAUCCGGUUAGGAUCGAUCUAAACCAGCCCAUUAUGCAUAUGAUUCAACAUGCCAACUAUUAAACAACUUAUUAGAAACACAAGACAGCCAAUCAGAAAUAUCACCAAAUCCCCUGCUCUCGGGGGGAUGUCCUCAGCGCCGAGGAACAUGUACUAGGGUGUAUGUGCGACUUGUUCAGAUCGUGAACUUGGACAAAAGAAAACUUUUCCAACAUCUAUGAUCAGUACGGAUGAAUAAGAUAGAAUAGAAGAAUCCCCUUCAUUAUCUAAAAAAAAAAAGAUCUAUCAUAUUCGUCUAUUGUGUAUCAAAUUUAUGGUUUCAUUGUUGCACCUCAAUUUUCAAUUUAAAACGAGAAAGAGUUUCCCAUUGGUAACAAAUGAUUAUCCUUUAAGCGGGGGAAAUCUUAUUAAUCUUAUUUAAAUUAAAAGGCCAAAAAUUAUACCCCUACUCUUGCAAGAACGGACUAACAGGGUCAACUAAUUAGAAAAUCCUCAUAAUUAAAUACCGUUACUGUAUAGACGGAUCUCCUUGUGAAAGACCUAUUACUAGAUAAUUCAUGGGUAGAGCCAAAAAGUGUGAACUGUACAUGUUAACAAUAGCAUUGAUUAAAUGAUUAAAUAUUUAUUAUAUUUAUUAUAUUAAAUGAUUAAAUAAGGAGGGGCUCCGGUGUAUAGAGAAGACCUCACCGUUUAAGAAGUAACCAUAGAAACGAUGGAACCCACUAUUAUUUCUAUUAUUUAUUUAUCUAUUUCUAUAUUUUUAUUUACUACUUUUUUAUUAUAUUUUUGUUUGAUACCUAGUAUCAAUACAGUUUCUUAUUUCGAGGUGAAAUGCCUCGAAAGAAAAAAUCGUGGUUGGGAAGGUUAUAGUAGCAAAAGCCGUUGGAAUUAUUAUUUUAUACACUGGAAGAAUCCGUUUUGUUAUUAUAGAAAAGGGGAAAAGAAUAACUGAAAGAAAGGAAAUCAAUUAGUUAUUUAUCAAAGUUUCGUUUAUUCAAUGACCAGAAUUAGACGAGGAUAUAUAGCUCGGAGGCGUAGAACAAAAAUUCGUUUAUUCGCAUCAAGCUUUCGCGGGGCUCAUUCAAGACUUACUCGAACUAUUAUUCAACAAAAAAUAAGAGCUUUGGCUUUGGCCCAUCGGGAUAGAGAUAGGCAAAAAAGAAAUUUUCGUCGUUUGUGGGUCACUCGGAUAAAUGCAGUAAUUCGUGAGAAUAGGGUAUCCUAUAGUUAUAGUAUAUUAAUAAAUAAUCUGUACAAGAGACAGUUGCUUCUUAAUCGUAAAAUACUUGCACAAAUAGCUAUAUUAAAUAGGAAUUGCCUUUAUAUGAUUUCCAAUGACAUUAUCAAAUAAGUAAAUUGGAAAGAAUCUAUGAAAUAUUUUACAUGGAAUUCCCUGAAGAAGGAAUUCCGGGAAGGUAGAAUAGAAAUUAGUAUGAUAAAAUAUGAUAGAAAUUAGUAUGAUAAAAUAUGAUGAUAAUAUAAUCAAGUAUAAAGUAGUCAAACUGAACAAAAACAUUCAAUAAAAAAAAUUUCUUCUUACCCAACUCGUUUUUUUUCUUACGACACGACACUCAAAUUUGGAUUUUCGGAUUUUUUGAACAAAACAUUAAUCUAGGUUUAAAUUAAAUUCGGAUUUGAAUUUUGAUUCAAUUGAGGAGUAAG